Cladophialophora immunda is the source of this 1494-nucleotide messenger RNA. RefSeq lists its product as uncharacterized. The transcript has a single exon. The record is from RefSeq and is a predicted model, not a curated record. NCBI's taxonomy places the organism in Eukaryota, Fungi, Ascomycota, Eurotiomycetes, Chaetothyriales, Herpotrichiellaceae. Bases 1 to 1494 code for a protein of 497 amino acids.
AUGAAUUUGCGUCCGGGAUCAUUCCAUCCAUUGCGGCUGACCUCUCCGCCUCCAUCAAAGGCACUUCUAGAACUCCAGAAGCAGGGUUUAGAGUUGUCAGUCUCUCCACCGCCAAACACUCUCCGACCGGCCUCAAAUCAUGCCUCCGGGAGAUCGACGCCUUCAGAUCGAGACAAACCACUGCCACUCGAGCCAUUCGAGGGAAAGAGAAGGUCCUCAAGCGUGUAUAGCACUGAUACUACAAUCACCAAUAUCAUCCACAUGUACGGCGGAGGGUGUCGUGAAUUGGACGACAUCCCACCCUUGCCAACACUCCAUCACCCGCAAGCUUACCGAGACACCGUUGCACCUCUUCUCAUCAGGCGUCUGAGCCUGGGCCAUAACCCGUCUCCACCGGUAAAGGAUGUGCCACGAGAGGCAGUCUCGAUCUCAUCUCUUAGAUCUGCUGCUACUUCUACCAAUGCAAUCUCAAGCAACAAGACAGCUCCUUCUUUUACCGAGUUCUCCCGUCAGCUCCAACAGCGCAGAAAUGAACUGGUCUCGCCCCUCUCUGUGUCUUCAGCUGAGCAACAUCGACAAGCGGCAUAUGAUCAAUUAGCUCCGCCCUCACCGCAAGUCUCGUUCGUUGGGCAAUCCGUAUCCCUCUCUCAAACUCCACCCUUGCCCGAUGCCAUGUCCGGGACGAUCUCUGAUACUGACGGUUCCGACCUCCUCCCGCCACCAUUAGGCUUGAGUAGCUCGAGUCUUCCUAGUCCACCGUUUGACGACUGGGAAAAGCCCGCCGAAUUCGAUCCUGCUCGACAUCAUGAUCCUCUUGAAGGACAGUCACAGCCGCACAGCUCCGGCAAAAGUUGGUCACAGAACUGGCUAGAGGACGGCUUCGUCAAUCAGAGUCCAGAGUCCUCGCCGCUUGAACUACAGCCUAGGAAGAGCUUUCGAGUGAGAAAGAGCUCGGCCGAAAAGGAACGAGAGAGAGUGAUGUCUUAUGCCGAAACCAAGUACCCAGGCAUGAAAAGAGACAGUGCUGAGCGGAAGCCGCCACGCAAUAGCAGUGCGAGAUCCAGCCUCCAGCAAAACGUUACCCACUUACUCAGGUCUCUCUCGCGGAAGGGCGCCUCGGAAGGUAAAGAGAGCCGUGGGCAGGAUACUCCACCACGAGAAAGACAGCUGGCCAUCCCUGCAACCCCAUAUCAAGUGUAUGGGGCUGAGGUCUUCGGGAACAAAUUGCAGAAGAGGCAGCAAAAAGAGGCGCGGCAGGCUCAGCGGACGCGUCAAAGGGGAAAAUCCGUCAGUCUCGUCACGGCGUACCAAAACAGUCAAAGUCAGAUUGUCGGGGUUCUUGAAGAGGCAAAACGCAGACUGAGACGGAAGUCGUCGCAGAAGAGACAGCGCAAGCUGAAGGACAGUAUUAUCUUCGUUGGCCCAAGAGAGACGACCGGGGCUGUAAAUGCCUUGGAUCAGCCUACAGUCGACGGCGAUAACUCGUGGAUUUGA